AUGGCCUGGAUUAGUGCCCAACAGGACCACAUGCAACGUCUUCCUCGAGCAGGUGAGGAUAGAAUAUCCCUGUUGCAGAAGGACCUCGACAUCUGUCAAGUGGAAAGUGUGAUUUCUCGUCUGAGUGAUCGGGAAGCCUUAAAUGUGCGUUUCAGGGACAUACCCAUGAAAGAGCUGCGUGCCAGUCUUUUCACCUUGUCCUCCUCCACGGCCCAAGUCAAUUAUGUCUACUCCGUAGGCCUGGUCUAUGAUCCACUCCUGCGAACCCUAUCAAAAACGAACAUGGGUGAAGCUUUCAAUGCUAUUGUGUUUGACCUUCGCAGUAUAUGUGCCUAUAAUAGUUUGGUUUUGUGA
Molecule: messenger RNA, 354 nt
Organism: Dibothriocephalus latus
Lineage: Eukaryota; Metazoa; Platyhelminthes; Cestoda; Diphyllobothriidea; Diphyllobothriidae
Source: the annotation of a GenBank genome assembly